UGUACACUCUCAGACGGUGCCGGCAGCGACAAGUCUGCGUGGCCGCCCGGGGGUGGAGGGCACGUCUUGUGGGUUGAUGAUGUAGAUGUAGCUUGUCAAAGUGAGCCACGGAAGUUGUCGCCAGCUACAAUGACGUGUGGGGGGAGUGGGGAGAGACGACUUGGGCAAAGAACGACCGGCCGGCAGGAGAAGAAGACAGGGCCGACUCUCUGCCAUGGGCACGAAUGGGCGGAGAGGGGCUACAAGGACUGUGGCAUGUCGCAGGUGAGGGGAGGCGGUCCAAGGCAGAGUGUUGCACCGCUCAAUGUGCGAGUCACUGCAUCGCCGACUUGGAUAGCAGCGACAUGGGUCGUGCGGUCCAGCACAGGACGAGGGCUGGGCGGAGGAGGGCUGGCGGCGGGCAGGACCGUAUACGAGCUACGGGACGGGGUGGGCAACGGAGGAGGGAUGGGGUCGGGGGUGGUGGCCAACGACGACACCAGGAGAAAAGGGUACAUGAGGAUAUGGAAGAGGUACUUACUGCAUCUCAUUGUUUGCAUGCUGUGCCUGGUUCGAGUACAGGUACUCGGGCGGUACGGGACCAACCUGCCACUGCUCCAUGGUCUGGGGCGCGGGAGAGCAACUCGUGUUAGUAACAGGUCUUGCAAGGUCUGCAAUGCCAGAAAUCACCCCGCAGUACGGGAAGGAGAAGCAUUAAAAGCAUCAGUGGUGCACGAGACGGGAGGAACGACAAAGGCCGCAAGAGUGAUGUGAUCGGAGCAUGGCGAAUCCUUGGGGAAGGGGGCUGGUAGAGUUGGAGAAGCUCCAGA
This is a messenger RNA of Microdochium trichocladiopsis, 809 nucleotides long. RefSeq lists its product as uncharacterized. The transcript has a single exon. The record is from RefSeq and is a predicted model, not a curated record. NCBI's taxonomy places the organism in Eukaryota, Fungi, Ascomycota, Sordariomycetes, Xylariales, Microdochiaceae. The coding region runs from base 130 to 753 and encodes 207 amino acids.